Molecule: messenger RNA, 1799 nt
Organism: Plectropomus leopardus (leopard coralgrouper)
Lineage: Eukaryota; Metazoa; Chordata; Actinopteri; Perciformes; Serranidae
Gene: smpdl3b
Product: sphingomyelin phosphodiesterase acid like 3B
Biological process (GO): sphingomyelin catabolic process
Molecular function (GO): sphingomyelin phosphodiesterase activity
Source: RefSeq, a predicted model, not a curated record
AAUAUUAUUUGUUGUUGCAAUGUUUAAAUCUCUGAAUUUAACCCAUGGAGUAAUUCCACAUAAUACAGAAGAUCUGCCUCAUAGCCAGCUACCAACGCAGGCGUGUUCUGGGCCUGCUGACAAAUAUCUGUCUAUAUUGCGCCUAUACUUCUUUUAAUCCAUAAAAAACCCUACUGACGUCUGAACUUUGUAGUACACCAACCUGUUGCAGGCAGGUUGUUUAUCUGCGUUGUAAAAGUAUAACAAUCCAGGGAACUGAAAGAGCUAUAAAAUAACAUGCAGAGAAAUCGGUAAUGGACCCCCCUCGGACCAGAGACGCGUCGUGAACAGCUGUAUCAUGUCUCUUAUCUCGUUUGCCCUUUAUAGACUUACCUUUGAAACCCGCACUUGACUUUUUUGGGACUUUUGCUUUCCCGAGAGAGUUCAACAUGUCCGCAGUGAGGUUUGUCCUAUCUUGUCUGCUUUUCAAAGAGGUUGUCACGCUAUCUGGAAACUUCUGGCACAUCACGGAUCUGCACUGGGACCCGUCAUACAAGCUGAGCGAUAAUCCUGAAUCGGUGUGCGCAUCAAGCGGCAAACGACCUGCAGCCAAGGCGGGGAAAUAUGGAGACUAUGUUUGUGACUCGCCAUGGUUUCUAAUAAACUCCUCUGUUUAUGCCAUGAGGGAUAUUCUACCAGACCCGGACUUCAUAGUGUGGACAGGCGAUGACACACCACAUGUACCUAAUGAGGAUCUGGGGGAAGAAGCGGUGCUCCACAUAAUCAGCAACCUUACCCACAUUAUAACUGAGGUGUUUCCAAACACUAAGGUGUACUCUGCCCUGGGCAACCAUGAUUACCACCCAAAGAGCCAACUUCCUGCAACCUCAAACUACAUCUAUAACCGGACAGUCGAAAUGUGGCAGGACUGGUUGGAGCCAGAGUCACAAGGAACAUUUAAAAAAGGUGGAUAUUAUACAGAAAAGCUGCUAGGUCAAACAGGUUUCAGGAUGCUGGUCCUCAACACUAACCUCUACUAUGACCAGAACAAGGUGACCCAGGACAUGGACGACCCAGCCGGCCAGUUCAGCUGGGCGGAUCAGAUUCUCACAGAGGCAGCCAACAACAAAGAAAAGGUGUACAUCAUUGGCCACGUUCCCCCCGGUUUCUUUGAGAAGAAGAGAAACAAGCCUUGGUUCACGCCUAAAUUCAACAAGCUGUACUUGGAUUUAAUCCAGAAGCAUCAUUCAGUCAUACUCGGACAGUUCUUCGGCCAUCAUCAUACUGAUAGCUUUCGAAUGUUCUACAGCUCAGAGGGCUCUCCUGUCAGUACGAUGUUCCUCAGCCCAGGUGUCACGCCGUGGGAAACAACACUUCCUGGAGUUGUGGAUGGAGCUAACAACCCUGGGAUUCGCAUCUUUGAAUAUGACACUCAAACACUCCUGGUCAAAGAUGUGGUGACCUAUUAUCUGAACCUGACUUACGCUAAUUCAGCCCGCGGACGCUGGGAGAAGGAGUAUCGCCUCACAGAGAGUUUCAGAGUGCCAGACGCCUCCCCAGCUUCCAUGCAUCAGGUUCUGGAGCGCAUUGCUAAUGACCGCUGCUACCUGCAGAAAUACUAUGAGUUCAACUCUGUCAGCUAUGAUCUGACAGAGUGUAACAAGGACUGCCGUAUUGACCACGUAUGUGCAGCCAGAGAGGUAGACUUUGAAAGGUAUGAGCACUGUCUGGAAAAAGAAGGGGCAGCUGCAGUUUAUGGCCGGUUGCUGCCAGUUCUCUCUGUGGCUUUAAGUCUAGUAUUUGCUAAUCAGUAAUUAUCA